CCAAAAAAGCGAACAAAAAAAUGAAACAAACAGGAUAAGCGCCACAAGAAAAAUAAACGGCCUAAGUAUGCCGAAUCAAGUAGCAGCGAAAACUCCGUAGCCGGUUCCCGAAUGCUACGUUCAAACAAAAAAAACGAAUCAACCAACAUUACGUGAUUAGAAAGAAGUUUGACGGGCUUGGAUCAGAACCUUUCCAUAAUCGCUGAGGUUCAUGAUACUUUCAUAAACACGGAGAUGUAUCAUAACACCCAACCAUCUAGCUUAGCUACUACUACGGGUGUUACGACUCUUCGCAUGAAUCUAAACUUGACACCAAAAAGAAUUAUCAUCGAUAGGAAUGAUCAAGUACAGAUGUCACGUUCAAGAAACUCAACGCCGCAAAGAAGUGCCUUAGGUGCAGAUAAUGCAGUUGACACGCCACGUUCUAGUAUAGUAUAUUCUACGCCCGGUGCUUCGGGCCUGACACUUGAGGAGAAUACUUUACGUUAUUUAGAAAAAAUAAGCGCGGCCGUUGAUCAAAACCAGAUAAUUCUCGGCCAGAUUUUAAGGAUUAAUCAGACACUAUCUCAAGUACAAAACUGUACGAUGCCGCAAGGUUUUCCAGAUUUCCCAAUUACCUGAUCAGAUAUCUUUGACGAGUUCAAUGAGAUGCUGGAGAACGAGGCGCAUCGCACAUAUCUAAUCCAGAAGCUCGAAUCAAUAGGCGGAUUGACACAACGAAAAGCCGUGAUAAAUAUGUUAAAAUUUGUAAUGUCGAACAGUCUGGCCAUGAUGUAUAACUGGGCCGGCCGAGAUAAAAAAUGUUUCAAUAACACAAAGUUCAUGAAAAUCCUAAAUGAGGCUGCAAAGGUGGCUUUCAGAGGGAAGCCAGAAUCAUCGGAUCCCGAUAUCACUUCAGCUGUCAAAGACUGGCUAAAACUAGCUACAAGCCUACACGUGUAUGCGAUUGCUUCCAGAAAAACCAUGUCGCAAUAAGUAAAAAGUUUGAGGAUGUGCGGUUGGAUAAGAUUCGCUUUCGAAAUGAUUUCGCAAAACAAUGUCAAUAUUUUAAUAAUUUUAAUCACGCUAUAUCAUAUUGAUAGAAACAUUUUUAUUUUUAUUUUUUUCUUGUGAGCUUUCAUUUCAACGGUUGUGAUGUUAAUGUCGUACGUAUAAACGAGCAUCAUAUUGUAGUGAUGAUUGGCAAAACAGGACAAGGUGAAAAUUCUUUAUAUCGCUGCAAGUCCCGUAAGAAAGCUCACCAAACGCGAAUAAUAAGAUAUUUUUGUAAUCUCAACCUUCUCAGUAUAUUCAGGAUAGUCCAUAUUUCAUCGACGUUCGCGUUUUUCUGGUCUAGGCCCCUAGUUUCUUAUCUUAUCUAUUUAUCUUCUUUUCUUUUUUCUUACUGCAAAGUUUCGGUUCCGAUUCUGUCUAUCUCAUUAAUAGUGUGUACCCACACACCUACUUGCGUUCCAAAAAUUAGCUUUUUUUUAUUGAUUGAGGAAUUAUAAAGAGUUUAAUUUCAUUCAAAGAAUAUAUAGUAUGUACUUUUUUAUGUGGCUUCUGAUCAUAGAUUCGACAGAUUAUCUAGUUUUUUUUUUUUUUGUUAUUUUCAAAUAUGUUUUACUGUCAGCUGUUCACACUGAAAACAUUCAUGUUAUG
Molecule: messenger RNA, 1641 nt
Organism: Neodiprion fabricii
Lineage: Eukaryota; Metazoa; Arthropoda; Insecta; Hymenoptera; Diprionidae
Exons: 3
Coding region: 649-975 (108 amino acids)
Source: RefSeq, a predicted model, not a curated record